Messenger RNA from Cephus cinctus (wheat stem sawfly), 3051 nucleotides. RefSeq names its product glutathione hydrolase 1 proenzyme. The coding region runs from base 1299 to 2828 and encodes 509 amino acids. Gene Ontology annotation, cellular component: plasma membrane. The record is from RefSeq and is a predicted model, not a curated record. Lineage: Eukaryota; Metazoa; Arthropoda; Insecta; Hymenoptera; Cephidae. Gene Ontology annotation, molecular function: glutathione gamma-glutamate hydrolase. Gene Ontology annotation, biological process: glutathione catabolic process. The transcript is spliced from 11 exons.
AGUUAGAUACUAAUGAUAAUAAAAAGCCUUAUCAUUUUGGAACACUUGUAACUAUAGUAAUCUUGUCACCUUUUAAUACUAUUGACAAUAACAGAUGCAAUUUAAUGUUAUCUAGCUAAUUAUAUUUUCAACUGCACCGAUCAUCGCGCAAUAAAACUUACGCGGUCGUUAAAGUCGGCAAUUAUUUUGAUUGUCGUAGUACUUGUAUGCUCUAUGCCACUUUACUUAAAACAUCCUGUAUGCGCUACAACGGAAAUCAUAUUUCGUUUGAUAAUCGCCUCUUUUAUUAAUCUCAUCUCGUUUGUCAUACUUGGUGUUCGUAUUAAAACAUUUCGUGUAAAUCAAUGAGAACGAUACAUUUUCUAAUUAAGAAACUAUUUGUACAAUCCGUGGAAAAAUUUUUAACCUACGUCUCGAUCAAGACGAAUAUAUUAUAAUACGAACAUCUAUAGAGAUAUUUCUCCGUAUAAAGACUGAUUACUUGUGAUACAGUACAAACCUGUUUAUCCCUCCAUGAUAAAUGUAAAAAUUAUCUAUAUGCAAUCUGAUACAAGGUCUCCCUUGUAUAACUUUAUAAACCUAUAAAAUUUUGUGUGACAUUUAAAAAACAGCAUCAUAUAAGAACGGGUGUAUGACGUAUAAUGAUGUAUCAUCAUCUUAAAUAAUUUGAUAUAGGAUAACCGUAGCAUUAUCGCAUUAACAAAAGACUGUAUAUCUUAUCGUAUAAAUAAUUAAUAAUAUCAUACGAUAACGUAAAUUUUAUGAUUGAUCAUUGAAAUAAUUGUCAAAAAAUGAUAAUAGAACAUUGCACAGUUGUCUUAUACAGUCAACGUUGGAGAAGGACCGCGUUGAAAAAAAAUAAUGUUGAGUCGAUAUUUCACAAGGAUACAUUGUAGAGAGUUUUGAAAAAAAAUAGAAUCACGUUCAACCUUGGCGCCUUUUGUCGUUUCUUGAUUACUCGGCCGUGCGCCACUAUCGCGCGGGAAUGUUUUACAACGAACGUGAACGUAAAUGAAAUAGUAUGAUGUACGAUUUGAAGAGCAUUACUUAUCGCAAGCUAAUAGCCCAUAAACGGAGUUACGUGGACCUCCAAAAAAACUAUUGUACUAUCCGGUGUGCUGGCUGUCGUACUCGUAGCCGUGGUUUUGACAGUUGUCCUAGUUUUCACUGGACAAAGAGAUUUUACAAAUGCAGAAUCAACAGGCUCAGCGACAAUUGUCAGUGAUUCCUUGUUAGGGAAGUACAGCAAGGCUGCUGUCUCAACGAAUGGCCAAGAAUGUGCACAGAUCGGCGUUGAUAUGUUAGCUAAAAAUGGCUCAGCUGUGGAUGCUGCAAUCGCAGCUUUAAUUUGCGAAGGAAUUGCUUCUCUCCAUAGUACGGGUCUUGGAGGUGGAUUCUUCAUGACUAUUUGGGAUGCUGAGACUGAGGCUGCUUAUUCUCUCGACGCUAGAGAAACGGCGCCGGGAAAUGCUACGGAGAAUAUGUAUUUAGAAAACACUACAUUGUCUCAAUAUGGUGGUCUGGCUGUUGCCGUGCCAGGCGAAUUAUUGGGGUACUGGGAAGCACAUCAAAGAUUCGGCAAACUGACGUGGUCCGAGUUAUUUGAACCCAAUAUAGAACUAUGUUAUAUUGGUUCUUACGUAACGAAUUACUUGGCUAGUUAUUUAUUAAACAAGAAGGAAAAUAUAAAGGCUGAACCAACUCUCGCAGAAAUUCUUAUAAAUCCUGAAACCAAUUCUAGUUGGCAGGUAGGCGAUAGAAUAAAGAGACCAAAAUUGGCGAAAACGCUACGACUAAUCGCUGAGCAAGGUCCUGGCAUUUUUUAUAAUGGAACAAUGGGUGAUGAUUUGGUUGCUGAAAUUCAGGCAUUCGGUGGAAUCAUUACCAAGGAGGAUCUACAGAAUUACACGGUCAAAUGGAAAACUCCAGUAGAGGCAACUAUUGGAAACUUAACUAUGUAUACAGCACCACCACCUGGUUCUGGAGUUGUCCUCACGUUCAUGAUGAAUGUUCUUCAAGCGCUCAUUCCUACAAAUGACGAAAACGUCAUGUGGCAAAGAAUCAUUGAAACAUUCAAAUGGGCUUACGCGAGACGAACCGAACUUGGGGAUCCUGACUACGUUAAUAUCAACAGUGUAGUGGGGAACCUUACGUCCACUGCUUAUGCGGAAGAGGUGAGGGGUUCGAUUCGCGAUGAUUGGACAAGUUCGGAUCCAACUUAUUACGGUGCAGUAACUGAUCAGAUAGAAGAUUCUGGAACUGCUCAUAUAUCAGUCUUGGCCCCUGAUGGUUCCGCUGUGUCUGUCACUGCUACGAUCAAUCUAGUAUUUGGUGCUAUGAUACGAUCCAACUCAACUGGUAUAAUAUUUAAUGACGAGAUGGAUGACUUUAGUGUACCGAACACCACUAAUGCCUUUGGUUUACCAUCGUCACCUGUUAAUUACAUAGCUCCUGGAAAGAGACCUUUGAGUUCAAUGAGCCCGACUAUAGUGUUGGACGAGAAUAAAAAAGCGAAAUUGAUCAUCGGCGCUGCCGGCGGUUCUAAAAUUACAACUGCAAUUGCGACGGCGAUGAUUUUUAAUUUAUGGUUGGGUUACGAUGUUAAGGAGUCCAUCGAUGCUCGCAGAAUUCAUCAUCAGUUGUUCCCAAUGAAUAUACAAAAUGAAAAUGAAUUUUCUCGAAGUAUUCUUGAAGCUCUUCACGAAAUUGGCCAUGAUAUCAAAAAAUAUAGUGGAAUCGGAAGUGCGAUAACUGGAGUAGCUGUAAAGGAUGGAAUUGUAACAGCGAAUUCAGAUUUUCGUCGUGAAGGAAGAACAGCUGGUUUUUGAUAACACGUUUCACGUAAUAGCAUAAUCAAUUAGCAAUAAUUUUGAAGCCGCUGCCAUGAACGGAUUUUGCUCUAAUAUAAAGAUGUAAAUAUAUGACCUUGUAUAUAUUACUUGUUUUGCAUGAUGUGAAAUGCAGUAUCUUUUGUAUAUAUAUAAGUAUUAUCAACAUUUUUAUUAAUAAUCUUGAUCAUGCUACAAAAUGUAGAAAGGAACAGAAAAACAA